Messenger RNA from Cricetulus griseus (Chinese hamster), 933 nucleotides. Lineage: Eukaryota; Metazoa; Chordata; Mammalia; Rodentia; Cricetidae. The record is from RefSeq and is a predicted model, not a curated record.
AUGGGAAACAAUAUGACAUUGAUCACAGAGUUCAUCCUCCUGGGAUUUCCUCUCGGCCCAAGGAUGCAGAUGCUCCUCUUCGCCCUCUUCUCCCUAUUCUAUGCCUUCACUCUCCUGGGGAACGGGACCAUCGUGGGGCUCAUCUGCCUGGACUCCAGACUCCACACUCCCAUGUACUUCUUCCUGUCCCACCUUGCCAUCGUUGACAUUGCCUAUGCCUGCAACACCGUGCCCCAGAUGCUGGUGAACCUUCUAGAUCCAGCCAAACCCAUCUCCUUUGCUGGCUGCAUGACACAGACCUUUCUCUUCUUGACAUUUGCUAUCACAGAAUGCCUCCUCCUCGUGGUGAUGUCCUAUGAUCGGUACGUGGCCAUCUGCCACCCGCUCCGAUACUCUGCCAUCAUGAGCUGGAAGGUCUGCAGCACCAUGGCUAUGACUUCCUGGAUCACUGGGGUGCUCCUGUCCUUGGUUCACCUGCUGCUACUUCUGCCUUUACCCUUCUGUGUAUCUCAGAAAGUCAAUCACUUUUUCUGUGAAAUCACAGCUGUUCUCAAACUUGCCUGUGCAGACACACACCUCAAUGAGACCAUGGUCUUGGCUGGGGCAGUGUCGGUGCUUGUGGGACCGUUCUCCUCGAUUGUGGUCUCUUAUGCCUGUAUCCUUGGUGCUGUCCUGAGGAUCCAGUCGGGGGAGGGUCAGAGGAAAGCCUUUUCCACCUGCUCCUCCCACCUCUGUGUGGUUGCAUUAUUUUACGGCACAGCCAUUGUCAUGUAUGUUGGACCAAGACACGGGAACCCGAAGGAGCAGAAGAAAUAUCUUCUACUGUUUCACAGCCUUUUUAACCCAAUGCUCAACCCCCUGAUCUAUAGUCUCAGGAACUCGGAUGUGAAGAAUACUUUGAGGAGAGUUCUGAGGAUGCAGAGAGUUUUGUGA